UUGGAUGCGAGUGAUUCGAGCUCCAGCAGCAACCUUUCGCUUGCCAAAGUUAGGCCAAGUAGCGAUCUUAAUAAUAGCACUGGACAAUCUCCUCAUCACAAAGUUCAGAGAAGCAUAUCUUCCAGCCAGAAGCAGCGGCGGUACAGCGAUCACGCUGGACCAUCCAUCCCCUCGGUAGUGGCGUAUCCCAAAAGGAGCCAGACCAGCACUACAGACACCGACCUCAAAGAGGAGGGAGUUCAGGCACGAAAAUCCAGCAGCAGUGCCGUGGCAGGAAGAGGCAUUGCCCCGGCCAGCCCAAUGCUCGGAAACGCCAGCAACCCCAACAAAGCUGAUAUUCCUGAGCGUAAGAAAGGUUCGGCUGUUCCUAGUAAUAACACGGCCCCCGGAGCGAUGACGCGGCGCAACACCUACGUCUGCAGUGAGAGAACCACAGCCGAUAGGCAUUCGGUGAUACAGAACGGCAAGGAGAACAGCCUGACAGCAAUGUUCGCUGACGCAGCUAGCCCUGCUUCAGUUUGCACUCCAUCCUUCUCCAGUGUUCGGCUGCGGCAUCAGAAGUCGAUGUCCGUGUCGGCCUCUGUGCACACGAAGAUGAUGUUGCCUCCAAUAGACAAUGGCGCAGAUAACUUCAGGCCCAUCACCAUUCCCGAUCAGAGAACUCCUGUUGCUUCAACCCACAGCAUUAGCAGUGCGACCACUCCUGACCGUAUUCGUUUCCCCAGAGGAACGGCCAGCCGCAGCACCUUCCACGGGCAGCUCCGCGAGCGCCGCACCGCCACCUACAACGGCCCCCCCGCCUCGCCCAGCCUCUCCCACGAGGCGACGCCGCUCUCGCAGACCCGGACCCGCGGCUCCACCAACCUGUUCAGUAAACUCACCUCCAAACUCACCAGAAGGUAAGCCUCAA
Molecule: messenger RNA, 910 nt
Organism: Mesitornis unicolor (brown roatelo)
Lineage: Eukaryota; Metazoa; Chordata; Aves; Mesitornithiformes; Mesitornithidae
Product: MAP/microtubule affinity-regulating kinase 3-like
Exons: 5
Source: RefSeq, a predicted model, not a curated record